GAACCCAAGAAUAUUCUUAAUUUAUUCAUAUAUUAUAUUGUAUAAAGUAUAAUAGAUAGGUAGUUAAUUUGAUAAUAUUAGUUUGUUAAAUUUGUUUAAAAUUAAACCGACAGGCGACAGCACAACGACGAUAAGACGUUAUCACGACAUCACGUAGUGAUGGUACAAUUUUUAUUUUAGUUUUGAUUUGUAUUUUGUAAUGAGCGAGAUUAUUCAUUAAAGUUUAAAAUAAAUGUUAUAUGUAUCUAUCAAAAGUUUUACAAAAAUUUAUUUCUAACAUUUUGCCAACACAAACAUUCAAAAUGGUAAAAUAUUUAAAACAAGACGAGGCCAUCAACAUCGAUCAAGAACUGUUUAAUGUGUAUAAAUUUAGUGUUGAUCAACUAAUGGAACUGGCUGGCUUAAGUUGCGCAACAGCUAUACAAAAAUGCUUUCCACCAAUUAGUCAUCAUAGAGUAUUGGUGAUCUGUGGACCAGGUAACAAUGGUGGUGACGGUCUAGUGUGUGCGAGGCAUAUGAAAUUGUUUGGUUAUUCACCCGAAGUAUAUUAUCCUGUGCGAACAGACAAACUUUUGUACAGUAAUCUUGUGCAUCAGUGCGAGGCAUCUAGUGUACAUGUGUCUGAUUCCUUGUCCGACAACAUAUUCACAUAUGACCUCAUAGUAGAUGCAUUGUUUGGUUUUAGUUUCAAGCCUCCAGUGCGAGCAAAAUUCCUACCUGCCAUAAAUGCAUUGAAAAAUAUCGACAAACCAAUCUGUAGUAUAGAUAUCCCGAGUGGUUGGAGCAUAGAAGGAGUUCCUGAAAGCGAUGCAAUUAAUCCAGAGCUGUUGAUUUCAUUAACAGCACCAAAAGAAUGUGCCAGAAAUUUCAAAGGAAAAUAUCAUUAUUUAGGUGGAAGAUUCAUACCCAAAAAGUUGGAAGAAAAAUACCAAUUGAAAUUGCCUGCAUAUCCUGACGCAGAAUGUUGUGUAAAAUUAUAAAAUUGCAUACAUGAUACAUGCAAUAUAUAAUUUAAAAAUUAUUUUUAAAUUGUGUAUACUUGUUUUUGGUUGAUCCAGAAAAAUGUUAAAUAAAAAAUAAAUGUAAAUUAUACUUUACUUUUAUGUAUAAUUAUAGUAAAAAAUGUAUUAAUAUUUCAAAUAAUUAAUAAAAUUUAUUAUUAACACAAUGUAA
Molecule: messenger RNA, 1173 nt
Organism: Rhopalosiphum padi (bird cherry-oat aphid)
Lineage: Eukaryota; Metazoa; Arthropoda; Insecta; Hemiptera; Aphididae
Gene: Naxe
Product: NAD(P)H-hydrate epimerase
Exons: 1
Coding region: 240-980 (246 amino acids)
Cellular component (GO): mitochondrion
Molecular function (GO): NAD(P)HX epimerase activity
Source: RefSeq, a predicted model, not a curated record